AUGAACGAGCCGUACGGCGGCCUUGGCGGCAAGAUAGGCUACAUCUUUGGCGGCAUGGGCACUAUCUCGUUGUUCUACGCCAUCUUCUUCGUGCCCGAGCUUGAUGGGGUCGACGAGCUGUUUGAACACUUCGACUGGGGAUGGCAGUACAACCGCAUCGAGACUUGCGGCUAUGAGCCUGACGCCGAUGACAAAGGCGUUGUCCUGCAGGUCGAAGGCGCGUUGUGUUGGCUGGUGUGGAGAGCAAGCUCGGUUGCCCGUUAG
Molecule: messenger RNA, 264 nt
Organism: Apiotrichum porosum
Lineage: Eukaryota; Fungi; Basidiomycota; Tremellomycetes; Trichosporonales; Trichosporonaceae
Exons: 3
Coding region: 1-264 (87 amino acids)
Source: RefSeq, a predicted model, not a curated record